AUGGCGGACGGCGAGCUUCAGCGCCUCCUCGAGGAGCUCGGCGACGUUACGCAAUCGCAUGCCUCUACAUCACGCCGCAGGAAGCGCAGGAAACUAAACAACGGCGAAGCUUCUAAGGCAUCUGGCAAUCCUCUGGUCGACGUCAGUAAGCUUCUGGCUGGAGCGGAAACUGAAGAUGUGGACGCUUUGUGCAGCAGAGACAGUCUCAAGUACGGCGAGCUUACCGAGGACGAGCAAUGCCAAGUGUGGAAGAAUCUUGCGGAAUUGGCACCAAAAGGUCCAGUGUGCAUCUUGCAGCUCGCAGCCAAGAUCAUCAAGCUACCUUCCUUCAAGGAUACUUUGCAGCCACGUGUGCUGAGCGUUGCGGUGAUACAGGUCUGCAUUCGACAGAUCAAGGAGCCAGGUCUGCUUGAUCUUGCCGAAGGCCCAAUAGGACAGCAUAUUCUGGCAUCGUUGCACAGCUCGCUUCGAGAAUUACGCAUCGCUGCCGGUCAGUGCUUGCCAAUGUUUCUCCACUCUGACCUGUCACAGGAGCUUCUGCAGCGGAAUAGACACACCGCUGUAGAGUACUUGCGAACGUUGUCAGACCGCGAAGAGACGAGCGAGCAUGAGACCCUGAUUCCGGCCUGGGGACAGAUUGCCGUCGUGUGCGGUGAUCGUGAGCGUAACCUGGCCCUCCUCCGUUUAAGUGAGUACCUUGGACAUCCGAACUCUCUUGUCGCGGCGACAGCUUUCGAAGAGGUUGAGAGAGUCGCAGCUGCUAUGAUGCAAAGCCGAGAGGCAAUUUUCAAACCAUACUGGAGCAGUGUCGCAGUGUCGAUCGUACAAGAUUUGUUCAACCGCCCACAGAGGGUACAGCAGGUGUGUGACUUGCUUAACAUGGACUUGGACCGCUUCCUCAUGGUAACGCAGCAAGACACCGUGCCCGCUCUGGUACUGGCUGGGAAGAAAGAUAUUCUGCGCAGGAUCGCCAGGACGCGGGAGAGCGGAUCCGUGAAGGAACUCUGCAUGCACCCAAAGCAGAACUUGGCUGGUAUACUUGCUCUGUUGCUCACACAGCCAGUGGACGAUCCUGAGGAGUUUACCGUCCAAACCUUGGCUGCUGUCUCUUCGGACUUUGAGGGCUGUGACAUUGCUGAUCUUGUGAGAAUUGAUCUGGUCCUCGUGGCUUGCGAACUGCUCAAGCGCUCCGCAGAUGCAUCGGAGAGCCGCAAGUCGCGCCUCUAUCGCGCGAUACAAGUCUUCGCAUGCAUGACUGAUCGCCGUCCAGGUCAGUCAAAGAAUCAUGGAAAGGGCAACAAGGCCCUGUAUGGGUUUCUUGAGGCACAUGUGCUUGGCAUAAUGGCGCAUUUCUCGCAACUGCUCGACGGACCACAAGCGGCUGAGACCACCGCUGAGCGAUUACGCGCUUUGAAGGCCAUCAGUGACCUCAUCCACCUGGCCAAAAAGCACGUUAGCACGGCGCUUCCGCAGCUUAGAGCGUCUCUCCAGUCUGCUAUGGAACAUGCAUAUCUUCGCGACGUCGCCUUCUCGGCUUGGCUAGAUCUGUUGGCUGUAAUAGAAGUUGAUGACAUAGCUACUAUGCUAAACCAGACUUUCGCGCUCGUUGCAAAACAUUGGUCACGAUUGCCAGGGUCGAUACACGCUGCUAUCCACGACUGCAUCGGUGGUCUAAUAAACACUCACAACCAGGUUAUGCACGACAGCGUUGAGCAACUCCCUUCCCUCCGCGCAAUUCCCCUGCUAUCGAAAUUCGGAGCGGAGAUAGAGCGACUGCAAGAUCUCGGAAGCGCCGAGAGUCGCUGCCGCGCAUUUGUAUCCCGCCUCAGGGAAGAGAGCUCGGUUGUAGUACACCAGGCCCUACAGGAAUUGGUACCAUUUUUAACGGAUAACCAGGAGUUCAUACUGGACGCCGCAGCGAGCGAGCAGCCUGUACAAGUACUGUCUGAUCUCUUCCGAGCCUUGCUGGACGUCACCACCAGACAUGCCCAAGCGGAGGUCGAUGUUGCUGAAUUGUGCGGCAAAGCGUUGGGUAUCAUCGGCUGUCCGGACCCGAACCGCGUUGAAGCAAUCAAUCGCCGCAAGCAGGUCAUGCUGCUCUCGAACUUCGGCAAAGCCACUGAAGCCGUCGACUGGGUCCUGACUUUCCUCGAGCAAGUCCUCGUUAAGGCUUUCAGAUCCGUGACCAACUCGCGUGCUCAGGGUUUCCUGGCUUUCGUCAUGCAAGAGCUAUUAAAGUUCUGCGGUUUCACGAGCGAGGUUGCCGCAAGGACACGUUCAUCGCAACUUCCGGCGGCACAGCAACGAUGGUUAGCAUUACCGGAGAAUGUCCGUAUAACUCUCACACCGUUCUUGAGCUCUGCCUACAUGGUCUUCAACCAGAUCGAGAAUCCAGUCAAGCGGCUGUAUCCUAGCUUCUCGCCUGUGAACGACUAUGGCAGCUGGCUUCGCUCCUUAGUGUACGACCUCAUGUGGCGGGCCAAGGGCGACAACGCUAAGAUGAUCUUCCCGCUGAUCGCUCGUCUGGUGCGGAACAAUGACCUCGCUAUCGCGAGCUUCAUAUUACCAUACGCCGCCUUGAAUGUGGUAUUAGGCGGCACUGUAGCCGACAUUAGCGACAUUCGUGCGGAAAUACUUGCUGUCCUGAAAUGCCAACCCGUAGCCGGUACGCAGGCCGAGUACGUCAAGCAGAGCGCGGAGUCUGUCUUCAGCAUCCUCGACUACAUGGCGAAUUGGCUACAGGAGAAGAAGAAAAUCCUCGCACAGACCAGAGCAGAGGCCUACAAGACCGGUCACCCUUCGCCCACCGACUUCGACGAGGCCACAGACAUUGCGCAGAUAGAGGAGAUAGAGCGGUUUUUGGCUUCCGUUCCUGCAGAGUCUCUGGCAACUCGGGCCGUGGACUGCGGCUCGUACGCUCGUGCGUUGUUCCACUGGGAGCAAUUUAUCCGUCAGCAACGUGCGUUGAUUCCUUCCACGCGACUAUCACAGGAAGACGAAGAAGCGUAUGAGAGGCUACAUAGCAUCUACGCUUGCAUCGACGAGCCGGAUGGACUUGAAGGACUCGGGACGCAUCUUACGUUUCUGACUGAGGAUCAACAGACGAUGCAGCACGUCAAAGCCGGAAGAUGGACGGCAGCGUCGGUCUGGUACGAGACUCGUUUGGCAGAAAUGCCGGAUAACACUCGACUCCAAAUGAGCCUGCUGCAUUGCUUCCGGGAGACCGGACAGUAUGCGCCUCUACUGCGGUAUACGCAGGCGUUCACGGAAGGGUCGAAGGCACCCCAUCGCCAUGAAUUAGUGCCGCUGACCGUUGAAUCGUCAUGGAUGGUCGGAGACCUAAUGCGUCUUAGGGCAUGCCUAGAAGAUAUAUCGGACAAGGACCCGCGUCAGCUGAGCACUGGCAUUGGUCGUCUGGUGGCGGCAGCUUCUGCUGCCGACGAUGAAUCGCUGCUAGGCCACUUACGUCUGAUGCGCACCGCCAUCGUGCAGUCAAUGACAGAAUCAUCCACAAACUCAGUGCAAGCGUCCCACACAGAUCUCUUCAAGCUCCAUACGUUGUACGAGAUCGAAGCGAUUAGCAGUUGUGAUGAGCAGAUACGCAACCGGUUCCUUGAACAUGGCGACAGGCGCUUAGCUGCUCUUGGAUCCUACAAUGCCGAGAAGCAGUAUCUUCUUGGUGUUAGGCGUGCACUUAUGCGCGUGCGCGACAACACUUUCACCAGGCCGGAGACUGGAGCAUUAUGGUUGACCACAGCCCGUUUGGCACGUAAGGCGGGCAACACUCGUACUGCCUAUAACGCUGUGAUACAAGCUUCUUCAUGUGGAGAUCAGGCAGCGAAGCUGGAGGAAGCGCGGCUGUUGUGGCACGACAACCACCAACGGCAAGCCAUACAAGCACUUGAAGCGUCCAUAAACACUGGCAUAUUUGAAAGUGCCGCAGAUGAGACUCCCGAGAACAGCGUGGCCACAAGUAAUGGCCCGCCGCAAAGUCUGACCGCUGGUAAAGCGUACCUCCAGCUCGCUAAGUGGCUUGACGCUUCUGGCCAAAGCCAAGCAAAAGACAUGACUGAGCGGUACCAAUAUGCCGCGAAGACUUUUCAGAAGUGGGAGAAGGGCCACUAUUAUCUUGGCAAGCACUAUCAGAAGCUACUUGAGGUAGAAAGGGGACUAGCAAAGAGCAAGCAAUCUCCAAACUUCCAGAGCGGCGAAAUGACAAAGUCUGUAAUCGAGAAUCUCAUGCGAUCAAUACCAUUUGGCAACAAGUACUGGCACGAGACUAUACCGAAGGUCCUUACUCUCUGGUUAGACCUGGGCAUGGAGGCGCUGUCGAAACUCCCAGCCAAGGAUCAGGAGCUCUCGGACAGACGGACUAAAGCUCUGCAGGCCGUCAACAGACAAUUUCAGAAAUACUACGAGCGCAUUCCACCUUAUGUCUUCUACACAGCACUCCCACAAAUGCUCUCCCGCAUCAGUCACCCGCAUCAGGAAGUCUGGAAGCAGCUAUGCAACUGCAUGACUAGGAUCAUCAAUGCACACCCAAGCCAAGCAAUGUGGUAUGUGCUGCCUGUGGUCAAGGCGACAGACCGUACGAGGGCUGCACGGGCGGAAGAGCUACUGAAUAAGCUGAAAGACUCCAGAAAGCAGGGGAAAGGCGACGGAUUGGACAUCAAGGCUUUAAUCGUGCACAGUCAGAAGCUGUCCGAUGCACUACUACAAGCCUGCGAGCAGCCUGUCGAAAGUCGUCGGACACGCGUGAGCCUUUCGCGAGAUCUCAUGUUCAACACAAAAUUGGCGCCUAUCCCGCUUGUGGUGCCCCUGGAGGCAACGCUGUCCGCAAACUUGCCCACCGUCGGAGAUGUAAACACCAUUCGACGUCAGAAAGCCUUCGCACAAGAAAAGAUCACUAUUCAAGGCUUUUCGGACGAUGUUCUGGUCCUCAGCUCUCUUCAGAGACCGAAGAAGGUGACAGUUCGGGGCUCAGACGGAAAGAUGUAUGGCCUGCUCUGCAAACCCAAGGACGACUUGCGGAAGGAUCAGCGUCUGAUGGACUUCAACGGCAUCAUCAACCGCGCACUUAAGCGGGACCCGGAGAGCAGCAAGCGGCGACUAUAUAUAAAGACCUAUGCUGUCACGCCACUCAGCGAAGAAUCUGGUACGCUUGAGUGGGUGGAAGGCAUCAAGCCUCUACGCGACAUCCUGCUGAACCUGUACUCACGCAAAGGCGUGCGGGUGGAUUACAACAAGAUCCGAGAAAGAUUGGAUUCGGUGAAGGGCCCUGAGAAUGCCCACAUCUUUACCGAUGAUGUGCUUUCCCAGUUCCCAGCUGUCUUGCACGAGUGGUUCACCGAGACCUACCCAGACCCAGAGACAUGGUUCACGGCUCGCUUACGCUAUGCUCGGUCGGCUGCGGUGAUGUCGAUGACGGGCCACAUGCUCGGGUUGGGUGAUCGUCACGGCGAGAACAUCUUGCUUGAGGAGGGUACAGGAGGCGUGUUCCAUGUAGACUUCAACUGUUUGUUCGACAAAGGCAAGACUUUCGACAAGCCCGAGCUGGUACCUUUCCGCCUUACGCACAACAUGGUCGAUGCAAUGGGUGCUUACGGCUAUGAGGGCCCUUUUAGGAGGUCGAGCGAGCUCACGCUGGCGUUGCUGCGGCAGAACAAGGAUACCCUGAUGACGGUGCUGGAAACAUUUUUGCACGACCCGACCACCGACUUCGUGAAGAAGAAGCGAGACGCGAUGGUAGGCGUGCCGAACACGCCGCAGGAGAUUCUAGACAGUGUCGGUGCGAAGCUCAAAGGCUUGUAUACAGGCGAGAACGUACCGCUGGGCGUGGAAGGCUACGUUGAUGUGCUAAUCCAGGAGGCUACCAGUUCUGCGAAUCUGGCAGGCAUGUACAUCGGCUGGUGUGCUUUCUUAUAG
Molecule: messenger RNA, 5925 nt
Organism: Baudoinia panamericana UAMH 10762
Lineage: Eukaryota; Fungi; Ascomycota; Dothideomycetes; Mycosphaerellales; Teratosphaeriaceae
Exons: 1
Coding region: 1-5925 (1974 amino acids)
Biological process (GO): protein phosphorylation; telomere maintenance; DNA damage checkpoint signaling
Cellular component (GO): nucleus
Molecular function (GO): protein serine/threonine kinase activity; protein binding
Source: RefSeq, a predicted model, not a curated record